This is a messenger RNA of Parus major (Great Tit), 4926 nucleotides long. It is a transcript of the gene CBX3, whose product is annotated as chromobox 3. The transcript has 5 exons. Bases 1361 to 1933 code for a protein of 190 amino acids. NCBI's taxonomy places the organism in Eukaryota, Metazoa, Chordata, Aves, Passeriformes, Paridae. Gene Ontology annotation, biological process: chromatin organization; negative regulation of transcription by RNA polymerase II. Gene Ontology annotation, cellular component: pericentric heterochromatin; nucleus. Gene Ontology annotation, molecular function: chromatin binding. The record is from RefSeq and is a predicted model, not a curated record.
GAGCAGAGAUUAUCAGAUGUCAACCCCUCCUGGACCAUUUUAAUGAUGCAUUCAUGGAUCUCAAGUCCUCUAAAGCUUUGCUUGACAUUAAAAUAUGGACUCCUAAGGGCAGUUGGUUGCUGGUUACAAUUCAACUAAUCAUGAUAGUUUCAUGAAAGACAGACCUAUAGAAGUAUAAUGUGAGAUAUAUCUGAGGUUGGGAUGGGGAAGUAAGCCAAAAAUAUAUGUGUACAAUUCCAAACUUCAGUAGUAGAACAGCUGGUUUAUAAUACACUCAAAAGGCCUGUUCUUGAAUUUACAGAAGUGCUCAAGCUCAAUAUAUUCAAAAUUUGUAUUAGCUCCUGCCUUAGAAGUGCAAUGGAGUGCUUCCUCUGUGCUGUUUUAAAGUAUUUCACCAAGAUGAAUGUCUAAACUUUCUGUUAGUAAUUGAUUGUCCACUUAUCCCUAAUUUGAAGAAGAGGAGUUAGCCAGCCUGGGGAGGGGUGCUUUGUGGAGAGGAAAAAAAUGUACGAAUGCAGUAUUUUUAAUCUUUUGAUGUUGUUUAGAAUUCUGCUGCACAGGUCAGGAAAAUCAGUUAUGGUUCCCAUGGGAACCAUAACUCAUCCUGCUUCAUUAUAUAUUUGCAUGCAAAACCUAAAUGUAGUAAGGGAUAGGGUAGCUCUAGAGCUGUAAUUCCAAUUUUCUUACACAUGUACGUUAAAAUUAUACAUCACAGUGUCACAUCAGUGUUUUAACCUUGCCCCUCAAAGAAAGAAUGAUUAUCCAUAGAUCUGCAUCUGUCAUAUGACUUCUGAAUGCAGAAAGAGAAAUGAGCUAUACAUGAGCCUUCAAUGGUCAAAUGCCCAAGUUACAGCUUACAACAUGCAGCCCUAGAGAAGAGAGCUUCAGGGGAUCAAGUGGACAUUCAGUAUGCUUUAAGUUCAGUCAGUUGUCACAAUUCACUUGUGGGCUGAGAUUUGCAUGGCCUUGUAUUAUCCCAGAAUGUACAGGUUUUUAAUGUGUUCAGUAUUUCUGCAGGCUCUGCAAUCAACUGUUAUUUUAAUAGGCUCAAGAGUUUGAAGAGCAGUGCUGAUGCACAAGACCUAAUAAAUCUCUAAUAUUUAAAACAGAAGCAUCAUAUUAUUUAUUUUGCUAUUUCAUACUGCACUUCAAGAAAAAAAAUACAGACCCCCCCCGCCAUGACAUUCAUUUUCCUCUGUGGAAGAUACUUAAGUCUUAGAAAGUAAAAAACCAAAUUGUUGCUUUGAUACAGAAAUCCAAAACAUUGAUCUUUAAGUGACAAGAAUUAGUGAAGCCGAAAAGAGUGCCAGAAAACAGUCUUCCAUUGAAUCAAAGAAUUUUAGUCCAACGGAGAAUACAGAUGGAGAUGUUCCCCACUUGUAGCCUGCUUGCCUCAUCACCACACAAAAUGGGAAAGAAACAGAAUGGCAAAGGUAAAAAAGUUGAAGAGGCAGAGCCUGAAGAAUUUGUUGUGGAGAAAGUCCUGGACAGACGUGUUGUAAAUGGAAAGGUGGAAUACUACUUGAAGUGGAAAGGAUUUACAGAUGCUGACAACACAUGGGAACCUGAAGAGAACUUAGACUGUCCAGAGCUAAUUGAAGCUUUUCUGAACUCUCAGAAAGCUGGCAAAGAAAAAACAGAUGGUGCAAAAAGAAAAUCUUUGUCAGAUAGCGAAUCUGAUGAUAGUAAAUCAAAGAAAAAGCGUGAUUCUGUUGAUAAACCAAGAGGGUUUGCAAGGGGUCUUGAUCCUGAGAGGAUAAUUGGGGCUACGGAUAGCAGUGGAGAGCUUAUGUUCCUCAUGAAAUGGAAAGAUUCUGAUGAGGCAGAUCUGGUGCUGGCCAAAGAAGCUAAUGUGAAGUGUCCUCAGAUCGUAAUCGCUUUUUAUGAAGAACGGCUAACUUGGCAUUCAUGCCCAGAAGAUGAAGCACAAUAAUUGUUUGCAUUGCUUUUUUUAUAUAUAAGAAUAUUAAAACCUGAAAUUUGAUUUAUUAGCAAUGUGAGAAGCAUACAUUCUAACAAGUUUCAAAUUUGAUAUUUUUUUGAAGUAGUAUGUUUUGCAUCAACAGCAAGUAAAUAAAAGCUUUCUGCAACUUGUUUCAUUUAUCACAAGAGAGCAUUUGAUACUACUACUUCCUCCAUAUUAGGUAAAAGGUUUUAUAAAACAUUGAUGAACUUCCAUAGUUAUUACAGAAUCAUAAUGAAUGUCUAAACAAACUCACAGAUGUUUUGUAGUCUUCUAUACUAUUGAUGUGCAUGUAUCUUCUUUACCCAAACCUAGCCCUUUAAACCUGUAGGGUCAUUCUUUUUAGUAUUUGGGAUCACUUGGUCUUAAGAAGACCAGGUGAAAACUAACUUUGUAGUAAUUUGAAUGUUAUCAGACUGUAUAUUGUUUACUUUAUUGUAAAUACUGGUGAACAGUGGUCAAUAAAAUAGUUUUAUAUUCUUCCUUUAUACUGAUAGGCUGUGACUCUUUUGAAGCGGGGUAUUUCUCAACUUUUGAUAUGUUAAACUCAAUUUGUAAUAUAUUUAACUGUAAGUUGUUUUCUUGGGGAGUAGGUUGAUUACUAAUAUUACCCCACUGCUACUCUUAUCACAAUACUGGGCAAGUACCAGGCUUUGAUUAUUAGUUGGGGUUUUUUGUGAAUACUGCCUGAGACACGGGUUUUUUUCAGUCAGGAAGGGCCUGUAAAAUUAAUGUGCUUUGAAUACUCCUGUAAGUCACAGAUGGCAACCACAAGACUUAGGUACAGCAGUUGGUCACAAGGCCAAGUACCCUCUGCAGGCAUACUAGGAAAUAUUUGACAUGUAUUAGCAAAAUUAGCCCUUGCUUUAAUGUCAGGUCUUAAUAGAAGCCUAUACUGUACUCUAGAACUGGUUCAGAUGGAAUUAUUCUUCAGGCCAUCACCUGAAGAAUACUUCCAUAGCUCAGCUUUUAAAGUGGAAUAUUACUUAAGUCAUAUACUUGGAACAAAAGGCUUUCCUUCUGUUUCAGAUGGAAUUUUAAAAUUAGUCCUAUAAUCAGCUGCUUGGAGAAUACCUUCAGAAGGGCAGAAAUAAAGGGUGGGAAACUCAGGAAGAGUAAAGUUGCCAUGCAUUUUUUCACUUGCUUUGGAUGCUUACACACCAUCUUCUCUUUGUGUUUUGACUACCAUACUAUAGUUUGCCUUAAGCUGUUCUUACACGUCAAUGGCCAAGGUUAUUUCAGAAUUAUCCUUAAUUUAGAGUUUUGACUAAAAAAUACAAUACUGUAGUACACUGUUGGUGUCAGUAGACUCAUAAAAUGGUUUGGGUUGAAAAGAACCUUGAAGACCAUUCAGUUCCAACCUGCCUGCCAUAGGAAGGGACACCUUUGCCUAGACCAGGUUGCUCAAAGCCCCAUCCAACCUGGCCUCGAACAUUUCCAGGAAUGGGUUGUCAACAGCUUCUCUGGGCAACCUCUUCCAGUGCCUAACCACCCUAAGAGUAAAAAUGUAUUCCUAUAAUAUCUAACAUAACCCUGUUCUCAGUUUGAAGUCAUUUCCCCUUGUCCUGUCACUACAUGCCUUUGUAAUUCCUCUCCAGCCUUGUUGUAAGCCUCCUUUAGGGUCCUGCAAGGUUCUCUAAGGUCUCACUGGAGCCUUCUCUUCUCCAGGCUUAACAAUCCCAACUUUCUCAGCCUGUCUUCACAGGAGAGGUGCUACAGCCUUCUGAUCAUCUUUGUGGCCCUUCUCAAAGGUGAGACAGUUGGAAUUGUCUGGGUAUGUUUUUUUAGAAGAUUAAAAAAAGAUGGAUAUUCCUGGAAACCUUCAUUUAGUGUGCAUAGCCUGAAGAGUAAAGGAAGGAAUCCAGUCUGUGCUUGAUGUUCUUUUGAUACUGUUUCACAAAUCAUUACUAUAAUUAUUUGUCCUUUCAAUAGUUUGAAAAACCAUUUAUAUCAUGAAACAAAGCCUGCCAGUGUAGAGCACCUACUUAUAGUUAAUCAGCAGUGGCUAAACUUGCUAUGUGAACUUUUUCCUAAAGAUUUUUUUAUUACUGGUUUUGGGCAGAAUUCAGUCUCUAUUUGUGGCUCUAGGAAAAAUCUGAUAUCCAUGUUAACAUGGGGUCACUUGCACCAGAUAAGGAUAAUUUUAACACUUAACUAAUCUCUCUUGCCUGUUCCUUAGACAAAUCACCCUGACUUUGUCACAUGCUUAAUUAAGCCUUCUACAGAGUUCAUGGCUUAAUUUUUGGGAGGCCUGUAAUAGAAAUAUUUAUACACCUAGUAUAUAGGAUUCUGAGAUCCUUGCUUUUUUAUCCAGUAGCUUGAUAAACAGAUGGGCUUAAGAGGAAUUCCAAAGCAGCUUGUGUUCUCCUGCCAGUUUCUUCAGUAUGGAGUGCUUUGUAAAGAGUCUUAAAACCGUUACUGUACAAGUUGCAUUUUACUGCCUGAAACUUUGCAGUUUCUGUAACUCGUUUCAAGUGUGGAUAUCAAGUCUGUGUGAAGUUGCUGAUUACAAGCAAUACAGGUUAAACAGUUGUUUUUAAUUAUUGGUUAUUGUUAGUGAUAGACAAAGAUUUUUUUGUUGAAAGGUUGGUUCUCCUCAAUUUGUAACCCUUAAAGUACAGAUUUGUAACUAGAUACAGCUUUUUACAUUAUAUUUGGUUCUUCCUCUGACUUAAUGAAAAUACACUGUAUUCACUUUUAAACGACUUUGCAGCUUGUUAGACAGUUCUUUAGAUAGCUGAUUUUUUUAUGUUAUAAUGGUAAAUAUGCUGACUGGUAUUUGUUUCCUUUUUUUUCUCCUCACUUUGUGUCAAACUGAGUUUUGCUAGUAAUGAGAUGCAACACUUUAAAGUUACAAGUUAUGUAAAGUAAUGCUGAAUGUGCUGCAUACAUAGGCAAAAAGUUAACAAAUGUUAUUAAUUUAAAAUUAACUGAUUAAAUAAAUGAGAUAUCUUCUGUAGUUA